AACUUCCGGUCAGCGCCCGUCUGCGGAAGGGUGUCCCGCCUCUUCCGCCUUUACUUUAGAGGUGGCGGCGGCAGCGACGCCUGCGCGUCUUCUUUCAGGGUCAGCAGACGGGUCCCCUGGGCGGUCCACUUGCGCGCGUCGCGGAGCCGCGCCCGGGGGGCAAUGGCGAUGAACUAUAACGCGAAGGAUGAAGUAGAUGGUGGGCCCGCGUGUGCUCCUGGGGGCACCGCUAAGAACCGGAGGCCGGAUAAUACGGCCUUCAAACAGCAAAGGUUGCCGGCUUGGCAGCCCAUCCUGACGGCUGGCACGGUGCUACCUACCUUCUUCAUCAUCGGCCUCAUAUUCAUCCCCAUUGGCAUUGGCAUCUUCGUCACCUCAAACAACAUCCGCGAGAUCGAGAUUGAUUAUACCGGAACAGACCCUUCCAGUCCCUGUAAUAAAUGUUUAUCUCCAAAUGUGACAUCUUGUAUUUGUGCCAUUAACUUCACACUGGAACAGUCAUUUGAGGGCAAUGUAUUUAUGUAUUAUGGACUGUCGAAUUUCUAUCAAAACCAUCGUCGUUAUGUGAAAUCUCGAGAUGAUAGUCAACUAAAUGGAGAUUCUAGUGCUUUACUUAAUCCCAGUAAGGAAUGUGAGCCUUAUAGAAGAAAUGAAGACAAACCAAUUGCUCCUUGCGGAGCUAUUGCCAACAGCAUGUUUAAUGAUACAUUAGAAUUGUUUCUGGUCGGCAAUGGAUCUUAUUUGACAUCUAUUCCUUUGAAAAAGAAAGGUAUUGCUUGGUGGACAGAUAAAAAUGUGAAAUUCAGAAAUCCCCCUGGAGGAGAAAUCCCCCUAGAAGAACGAUUCAAAGGUACAACAAAACCAGUAAACUGGGUUAAACCAGUAUACAUGCUGGAUUCUGACCAAGAUAAUAAUGGAUUCAUAAAUGAGGAUUUUAUUGUUUGGAUGCGUACUGCAGCAUUACCUACUUUUCGUAAGUUAUAUCGUCUUAUAGAACGGAAAAGUGAUUUACAUCCAACAUUACCUGCUGGACAAUACUAUUUGAAUAUCACAUACAAUUACCCUGUACAUUCUUUUGAUGGAAGAAAACGGAUGAUCUUAAGCACUAUUUCAUGGAUGGGAGGAAAAAAUCCAUUUUUGGGGAUUGCUUACAUCACUAUUGGAUCCAUCUCCUUCCUUCUGGGAGUUGUACUGCUAGUAAUUAAUCAUAAAUACAGAAACAGUAGUAAUACCGCUGACAUUACCAUUUAAUUUUACAUUCUGAAAACAAAAUUACUGCAUGUGCAUCAAGGCCAGUUCCUAUUCAACCUAGCUUUUGAAUGCCGAUGUCUGGUUAGUACAUUUUUUGAAGUUGGCACAUAACUUUUUAUUUAAAGAACAGUCUUUGUCCUUGCUUAUUCCUUAUGGAUGAGUUAUGAAAAUAUAUGACGGGUAUAAAACAAACUAGCUAUAUUGAUCAUAUCAGCACUAUAACUGCUGAAGUGGCAUUCUAAUGUUUGCUUUUUGUUGAGGUAGGCCAUAUGAUGCAUAGAGCCUCUUUCAUGUGAAGUGUGUCUACUGCUUAAAUGUUUAUGCUGUGUUGAUAAUAUUAUAUUGACAUAUGUGCUAUAUAUGUGUGCCUAUUGUGUGAAGAAAGGGUUUACAAGAUGUAUGAAUAUAAUGACUUGUUAACAUUUCAGGAUUCAGAGUUACAAAAAGAUGAAGAAAGACCAAAUCUAAAUAAAACACUUCAUCAUUUUCGUGUGUCGUGUGUAAGUACCACCUUUGGUGAGGUGGUUCAUGUAUUCAGUUUCUCCAGUACAGGUCUUUGUCAAGCUUAGUUUUGAUUUCAAAGGACAUGCUUACCUUGUCUAGCGUAGGAAUUAAUGCUCAUGUUUGAAGAGGUCAACUAGGUCUCAGGAGAAUUUAAAAUUCCUCUUUCUGUUUAAGAUGUUGCAGUUAGGAACCCCAACUCACUUGGUAUGUUUUUACAUGUGAUCACUUCCCUUGAAGCUUACACUUCAUAAGGGAUGAAAGAACAUAGGUGAGAUGGGAAAACUUCUUGGCAGACCUUGAGCUUCUCCUUCAGCUGUAAACCAGAUGUAAAUGUUCAGAGGAGACUGUUUUCAUUCUUGUGAUAUUUAACAUUCAGAAAUUUGCUUCAGCAUUGGAAAUACCUCAAGCUGUUUUUGUUUUUCAGGUAAGUGUUUUGGUUUAAGUACUAAUAUUACAUUGCAGAAAGUUUGGAAACUUUUUCAUUUUCUCUAUAUUCAAUUUUUGCAUAUAGGUCAAAUAUGGACUUCUCUUUCGUUAAGGCACCAAUUGUUUUGGUUGGAUUUCCUAAGACAUACUUUAAAAAGUUCUUUAAAUUUCCUAAUUGAAUUCUGAAGAUUUUGGAGUAUGUACAUGAUGAAUAUAAUAUAUAUGGUUGAAGCUAUUUUAUUUUCUAUUAACUGGAAUUAUUUUAAUAUUCCUUAUUGAAUAAAUGCUGUAAUUUGUUUGCUAUGGAACUUAUUCUUGAAUGUAAACUUAUUUUUUCAUAUGCAUGAAAAUGUAUGUCUUAAUUGGAGGGCUGAAUUGCAGUAAAAUUGCUAUUUCUUUUUUUUACUCAUGUUUGUAUAGAAGAAUGCUUGUUAAGAGUUUGUAAUGGUUUCCUUCAGUUAUAUUUCAAAUCAGAAGGUCUGGGUAAUGUAUCAAUUUUGAUUAAUAUGUUUUUAAAAAACAAAAAAAUAAUGUAAUGGUUAAUAGUAGAAAUGUGCCACACUUCUUAAGUUUUGUAUAACGUGAAAUUCAGUUAAGAGGGCUUGUAGUUCAUAAUGACUUUUAACUGGUAGGAUAUUACUUGCAUGGGGUACUUAAUGUACAUACUUAAUGUAUAAUUAUCCUGAAAUUUAUGAGUGCAUAGGGUAUUCUUUGUCUAAAAAUAUUCUUUGUUUUAUCCUUCAUAAUAUUGUUAUUUAUUCUGAUAAUCGAUCCUCUUUCAUGUGGCAGUUUAAUCUUCUGGGAUACAUCACUGGGGGAGAGAGAUUUUGGCUAGUCUUUCCAGAUUGAGUUUGCUGUUUAAUGAGGACUGCCAUUCUGCAUCCUUUUUCUAAUUGGGGGACCAAAGAUGCUGCUACAGAAAAGUUGAAGAGCCCUUCCAACACUUUCUCAUCUGUGGUGAAGACGAAAUCUUAAAAUAUAUUUGGAGUUUUAUCUAUUUUAUAAGUACAUUGAUAGCUUCAGUUUCUCCUGCCAUUUGAGCUCUAAAGGAUUCCUGUUGGUAAAUAUGAAGAAUGGGGAACAUUCAUAUGGCCUCUGUGAAGCAUGGGAGGAGAGAAAACAUUUCUUCCUUAUGGGCCUUAUGCUCAGCUUUUGAUGUAAUAUUUAACUUUCAAAGAAUCAUUGCAUUUUAAGACAACUAAAUUAAGUAGAAGGGAUUGAAGAAUGCUUUAACUUGCAGGAAGUAUUUUGAUAUAUGAAGUUUCUCAAUUGAAGGAAUUAUUUAAUUAGUAAAAGCUAAGAAAUUUCAUUGAAAUAGUAAGAUAGUUUAAAAAUAAAUUGGUAAAACUAACUUAACGGAAUAGAGAAUUAUUCAUCCAGGAGGAGAAUCAAAGGAAUAUUAUUUGUUUAUUGGUUAGUAAGUUUAUUUGUAACCUUGAUUACAGUAAAAGAUAACUUUCUG
Molecule: messenger RNA, 3643 nt
Organism: Rhinolophus ferrumequinum (greater horseshoe bat)
Lineage: Eukaryota; Metazoa; Chordata; Mammalia; Chiroptera; Rhinolophidae
Gene: CDC50A
Product: transmembrane protein 30A
Exons: 7
Coding region: 163-1251 (362 amino acids)
Biological process (GO): phospholipid translocation
Cellular component (GO): plasma membrane; Golgi apparatus; endoplasmic reticulum
Source: RefSeq, a predicted model, not a curated record